Messenger RNA from Podarcis lilfordi (Lilford's wall lizard), 10725 nucleotides. The record is from the annotation of a GenBank genome assembly. Lineage: Eukaryota; Metazoa; Chordata; Lepidosauria; Squamata; Lacertidae.
ACGCGCUUUGCGCAGGCGUACUUUUGUCGGGCGCUUUGAAAACCUUAUUGCGCCUGCGCAGCGCGUCCUUCGUGUUCUUCGACGCUUCGCCGGGCGCCAUGGACGACGAGGAGGAGACGUACCGCUUGUGGAAGAUCCGGAAAACCAUCAUGCAGGUCUGGGCGGGCGGGCAGGGAGAAGGGGAGCAGGGAGCGGGGGUCGGAAGAGACCGGGAACGAGGUGGGGGGAGGGGGCUGAAGAGGGGGGGGGCUCCCUUUAAUCGCGCAUGCGCAGUACUUCGGAAGCCUACCUGGCAGGGCCGUUGUGCGAAGACAGUCCUGGAGGGGAAUUAAGGGUCAUGUCCAUAGCUGUCCACUUUCAGAUUUGAAAAUAAGGGAUCAGCAGCCUCACCUGUCCCUAGGCCCUCCUGUCUUCCACUGCCUCCCGCAGUUUGGUCAAACUCAUGCUGGUCUCUUCGAGAACACUGUCCCACCAUCUCGUCCUCCGUCGUCCCCUUCUCCUUGUGCCCUCCAUCUUUCCCAACAUCAGGGCCUCCAAGACCACAUAACAUUGGUCUUGAAAGACCUUCAUUAGCUCCCAGGACGUUUCCGAGCAAAAUUCAAAGUGUUGGUGCUGACCUUGAAAGCCCCAAACGGCCCAGUAUCCCUGAAGGAGCAUCUCCACCCCCGUCAUCCUGCCCGGACACUGAGGUCCAUCUCCCGAGGGCCUUCUGGCAGUUCCCUCCCUGCGAGAAGCGAGGUUACAGGGAACCAGGCAGAGGGCCUUCUCGGUGGUGGCGCCCGCCCUGUGGAACGCCCUCCCGUCAGAUGUCAAGGAAAUAAACAACUAUCUGACUUUUAGAAGACAUCUGAAGGUAGCCCUGUUUAGGGAAGCUUUUAAUGUUUGGUGUUUCGUUGUUGUUUAGUCGUUUAGUCGUGUCCACCUCUUGGUGACCCCCUGGACCAGAGCACGCCAGGCCCUCCUGUCUUCCGCUGCCUCCCACAGUUUGGUCAAACUCAUGCUGGUAGCUUCGAGAACACUGUCCCACCAUCUCAUCCUCCGUCGUCCCCUUCUCCUUGCGCCCUCCAUCUUUCCCAACAUCAGGGUCUUUUCCAGGGAGUCUUCUCUUCUCCUGAGGUGGCCAAAGUCUUGGAGCCUCAGCUUCAGGAUCUGUCCUUCCAGUGAGCACUCAGGGCUGAUUUCCUUCCGAAUGGAGAGGUUUGAUCUUCUUGCAGUCCAUGGGACUCUCAAGAGUCUCCUCCAGCACCAGAACUCAAAAGCAUCCAUUCUUCGGCGAUCAGUCCAGCUCUCACUUCCAUACAUCACUACUGGGAAAACCAGAGCUUUAACUAUACGGACCUUUGUUGGCAAGGUGAUGUCUCUGCUUUUUAAGAUGCUGUCUAGGUUUGUCAUCGCUCUUCUCCCAAGAAGCAGGCGUCUUUUAAUUUUGUGACUGCUGUCACCACCCUGCUUUCCAAACAACACAAAAGCUAAAAAAAAACCCCGGAACAGAUUGACAUUACUAUCCCAAAAGUGGGAAUUUAAGUGUCUUACCCCCUCCAUACACACACAUACUUUCCUUCCCCCCUCGAGACUUUUGGAGGGAAAGCGGGGGAGAAAUGCGCCCAGCGAGGAAAUAGCUUUAUCUGUUUAUUUAUUUUAUCUAUUUAUUCAUUAUCUAUCUAUUUAUUUAUUUAUUUAUCUAUUUAUCUAUCUAUUUAGGGAGGUUUGAUCUUCUUGCAGUCCAUGGGACUCUCCAGAGUCUCCUCCAGCACCAGAAUUCAAAAGCUUCCAUUCUUUGGCCAUCAGCCUUCUUGAUGGUCCAGCUCUCACUUCCAUACAUCCCUACUGGGAAAACCAGAGCUUGAACUAUACGGACCUUUGUUGGCAAGGUUUUUUCCUCCCACCUCCCCCUACUGCACAGCCUCCCCAAGGAACCCUUUCUUCUCCUCAUCCCUCUUUCCUCUUGUGCUGUGUCUUCCCUACCCUCUCAGUGCCCUGUCUCUUGGGCUUCCUGGAGGAACCGACCUCUGUGAGAAUGAGAUGUUGGGCUCUUCCUUUGACCCAGCUGCUGCAGGGAUCUCUUUAUAUCCCGCGCUGGCUCUCAAGAUGCCCUCUGAAUAAAUGGACCUCUCACUCCCCUCUUGUUCUUCCUUACUUCCAAAUCGCUCCAGCUGUGUCACGAUCGAGGUUACCUGGUCACCCAGGAUGAGUUGGACCAGACCCUGGAGGAGUUCAAAGCCCAGUUUGGCGACAAGCCCAGCGAAGGGAGACCCCGGCGGACAGACCUCACCGUGUUGGUGGCCCACAACGAUGACCCCACCGAUCAGAUGUUUGUCUUCUUCCCAGGUGAGGCGAUGGCAUUCACCAAAAGGUUUGACUCUCUUUCGACUGCUGGUUUGAUUGUGUCAUCUUCUUCCUAGGCUUGGCUAGCUUUCUCUUUUUUCUUUCAACAGGAUGUGCUUUAGUUUUUAUUUUUGGAGCUUUUUAUUUUGACAAAGUAAUAAUCAUAAGCAAGAAUAAAAAUGUGCAUCCCACCACUGAGACCAUUCCGUUGUAACUGUCCAGCCUCCCAGAAUUUCAGCACCUCUUGUGAUGCUUUGACCCCUUUCCGUUUUAACAGCACACAUUCUACGAACACCCUCCAUAUCUCCUCAAAAUCAUUUCUCCUGCGUAUUUUCCAUCUUACCUUAAUGGCGCAUGUUAAUUUAUCAUUCAUAGCUGUAUCCCACACUUCUUUAUACCAUUCUUCCAUUUUAUAUUCUGCUUGCCCUUUCUACUUCCUAGCUAUAAUAAUUCGUGCAGUUGUCAGUAAACAUGUGAGAAAGUCCUUCAUAGCCUGCAAACCUUCCAUCCCAUCGUAAAUUGAUAAUAACAAUAAUAAUAAUAAUAAUAAUUUUUAUUUAUAUCCCGCCCUCCCCAGCCGAAGCUGGGAUCAUGGCGGCUAACAACAAUAAAAUAGUACAAUAUUCUAAAAUCAUUCCAUUAUAAAAUUAAUUCAACUCAAAAUGAUGGCAACCGUUAGGCUAAAGUUCUGUGAAGAUUGCCAAAGGAGGGAGUCAGGGUGUGCCCUGGCCAAAGGCCUGGAGGAACAGCUCCAUCUUGCAGGCCCUGCGGAAAGAUGUCAAGUCCCGCAGGGCCCUAGUCUCUUGUGACAGAGCGUCCCACCAGAUCGGAGCCAAAGCCGAAAAAGCCCUGGCUCUAGCUGAGGCCAGCCUAACCUCUCUGUGGCCUGGGACCUUCAAGAUGUUUUUAUUUGAAGACCGUAAGUUUCUCUGUGGGGCAUACAAGGAGAGGCGGUCCCGUAGGUACGAGGGUCCUAGACCGUAUAGGGCUUUAAAGGUUAAAACCAGCACCUUAAACCUGAUCCUGUACUCCACCGGGAGCCAGUGCAGCUGGUAUAGCACCGGGUGAAUGUGAUCCUGCAGCGAGGACGCUGCAUUCUGCACCCGCUGGAGUUUCUGGGUCAGUCUCAAGGGCAGCCCCACGUAGAGCGAGUUACAAUAAUCCAGUCUGGAGGUGACCGUCGCGUGGAUCACAGUGGCUAGGUCAGGGCGAGAGAGGUAAGGAGCCAACUGCUUAGCUUGGUGGAGAUGAAAAAAUGCUGCCUCUGGACUUUCGGUCAGCUUUAACCCAGUGAUUUCUGCUCAUUUGCCUUCAGUAGCAGUAAAGCUCUGCUGGGUGAAAUACAAUUGCCUCUGGUCUAUUUUCGGGGAAUCCUGCAACGUGUUUAAGUUGUUACUCUGCUAACUUAUACACUGGAAACUACUCCGGAUCAAUAUUAAGUAGAAUUUACAUGACAUUUCUCCCCGCCCCCCCGCAAGAAAGGUUUUCAUGUAUCAUUAAGGGAUGAGCUUUUGCUGAAAAGGGGACUCAUUCUUCUCAGUUGUGGGGGGAGAAGGUCGCCCCAAAAUGAAAAGUUGGAAUCAUCGCAUAGGUAACUCAGUGACUGCAAGAACUUGUCAGAAACCUUGCCCCCCAAAAAAACCAAAAAAAGCAUUGCAGGUAUUGGAGAAUUGCUGUUUAAUUAUUAUUAUUAUUAUUAUUAUUAUUAUUAUUAUUAUUAUUUAUACCCCACCCUCCCCAGCCAAGGCCGGGCUCAGGGCGGCUAACAAGCAAUAAUAAAAACAAGUUGAAUGAAUACAACUUAAAAACAAUAUUAAAAUACAACAUUAAAAUAUCAAAACAUUAAAAUAUUAAAUGCAGCCUCAUUACAGGAGGAGAAAGUAAAAAGAAAAAAGAAAGAGGGGGAGGGAAUCAAAUUGGCUCCAAGACAAAGGCCAACUCUGACUUACAGGCCCUGCGGAAAGAAAUCAUAUCCUGCAGGGCCCUGGUCUCAUGAGGCAGAGCGUUCCACCAGGCCGGAGCCAGUGUUGAAAAAAGCCCUGGCUCUGGUUGAGGCUAAUCUGACUUCCUUAGGGCCCGGGACCACUAGGGUGUUGCUAUUUAUGGACCUUGAGGCUCUCCGUGGGGCAGACCGGGAGAGGCGGUCCCGUAGGUACGAGGGUCCUAGGCCGUGAAGGGCUUUAAAGGUCAAAAGCAGCACCUUAAACCUGACCCUGUACUCCACCGGGAGGUUCAGUUUAGACUGUUUCUCUGCUAACUCUGCAUUGGAAUCUACUCUGGAUCAAUAUCGAGUAGAAUUUCAAUGACAACGCUGUAUGUGCACCUUCUCAGAUGCCUCUUCGCCGUCACACUGAGGUCUGGAAGCUUGUCUUGUUUUAUUACGAAAUGAGAGUCACCUGUUGGCUUUAGAGAGGGUGGUGGUGAGGACAAAUUACCAUUUUUUUUGCUCUAUAAGACUCACUUUUUCCCUCCUGAAAAGUAAGGGGAAAUGUGUGUGCGUCUUAUGGAGCGAAUGCAGGCUGCGCAGCUAUCCCAGAAGUCAGGAACAGCAAGAGGGAUUGCUGCUUUCACUGCGCAGCGAUCCCUCUUGCUGUUCUGGCUUCUGGGAUUCAGAAUAUUUUCCCCCUUGUUUUCCUCCUCCAAAAACUAGGUGCGUCUUGUGGUCUGGUGCGUCUUAUAGAGCGAAAAAUGCGGUAUUUUCUCACGCCAACCGUGCCGUUUUCUUCCCUUUCAGAGGAGCCGAAGGUUGGGAUUAAGACCAUUAAGAUGUACUGCCAACGGAUGCAGGAGGAAAACAUCACCCGGGCCCUCAUCGUGGUACAACAGGGCAUGACUCCAUCAGCUAAACAGGUAGCCAAGUCCGGCUGCGCGGUGUCCAGCCCAGAGGGCACAGUUGGCGCUAGUUUGGGCAUGAGACGUUCGGUGGGCAGCGAACCUUCGCAGGCGAAGAAAUACCGUACUUUUCUGUGUAUAAAACAAGGGGGCUUUUUUACUCCAAAAGAAUGCUAAAAAUCGGGGGUCGUCUUUUUCAUUUUAUUUUAAUGAAUUUUAUUAGUAUUUUCCACACAAGAACAACACGAUAGAUAUCAAAAGAUAACAAUACAGAACACACGAAAAUCAACAUUCGAAAACUAAAAAAGACAACGAAAACAAAACAAACAAACAAAUCCAUAUUUUGCAAGUUAAUAUUAUAAACAGUAAAACAACCACAACAAAACAUUGACUUCCACCAAUCCCACAGCACCUGCUUUAUCUCUCAUUCUGUCUUCCUGCUUUCUUUAUCAUCUCUAUCCUAACAUCUAGAUAUAAAUCCUUCUUUCAUAUCCUUUCACUUCACAAGGUUAUUCCAGACUCAGCCAGAUUUCUGCCCUCGAACCUUGGCUUUUGAGGUAUUCAUUUAGGCGCUCCCAUUCUUUUUUUACUUCCCUUUUUGGUUUUUGUCUUAUUAUAUCUGUCAAUUUGGCUAAUUCUAAGUAUUCUGAGAGCUUACAUAGCCACUCUCCCCUUGUGGGUAUCGGGGGUCGUCUUACACGCAGAUAGUGCAGAGGGUGGACGGGCGAUUUGUUUCAGCCGCCAGCAGCCGCUCGUCACCGGUCCUCGGGUGUGUGAUUGGUGGCUGCGGCAAGGGCUGCUUAGGAUUGGCCGUCGCUGCCACAAUUGGGCGGGCAAUUCUUGGCAAGCUGAGAGGUGCUUGUUUGCUUUGGUGGCACGUGCGAAUCUCAGCGUUUGCGAGUCGGGUGAGUGGUUUUCGGCAUCCCCCUCCCCGCCCCCCGAAACAGCUCGACAACUAAGGGCAAUCCUUCCCCCAGGAAAAGUUCAACAACUCUGGGCCAUCUCCCCCCAUUUUCUUAAAUUGUAGCCCCCCAAAAUAGGGGGCGUCUUAUACACGGGGACGUGUUAUACACGGAAAAAUCUGGGACCUUGCUGCAGGUUAUUCCCCGCCCCUUUGUGCCGAUGUUAUUUGGUUCAGGGGUUGCUAACCUAGUGCCUAAGGGACGCAGGUGGCGCUGUGGCUUGCUGAUCAGAAGGUCGGAGGUUCGAAUCCCCGCAACGGGGUGAGCUCCCGUUGCUCGGUCCCUGCUCCUGCCCACCUAGCAGUUCGAAAGCACGUCAAAGUGCAAGUAGAUCAAUAGGUACCACUCCGGUGGGAAGGUAAAACAGCGUUUCCGUGUGCUGCUCUGGUUCGCUUAGUCCUGCUGGCCACAUGACCCGUUGCUCGGUCCCUGCUCCUGCCAACCUAGCAGUUCGAAAGCUCAUUUUCCUUUGUUCUGCUUAUCUACUGCCAAGGGGGUGGGGGGUGGGGAGGAAGCUGAUUCCGUGAAGCCUGACAUUAGCUUAUCUCGCUUCUCCUCCCGCUCUUUUUCAGUCUCUCGUAGACAUGGCUCCCAAGUACAUCCUUGAGCAGUUCCUUCAGCAAGAGCUGCUGAUCAACAUCACUGAACACGAGGUGAGGCGUCUCCUCCGUGUGAUUUAACGCUGUGUAAAUGCUGCUUUGGCAACAGAAAGCUUCCAGGAUGAGAACGAAACCAAAACCGAUGCUCUGGGCUGUUUUAAAACGGUGGUUCUGAAAGUGGGCGUUGGGAUUUCGGGGGGUGCUAAGUGAGGCUCCUUACGGGAUCCUUGCCACGGGAUCGCAUUCAUCCAGUGCUUUACCAGCUGCACUAGCUCCCGGUGGAGUACGGGGUCAGGUUUAAGGUGCUGGUUUUGACCUUUAAAGCCCUAUGCUGCCUAGGACACUCGUACCUACGGGACCACCUCUCCCGGUAUGCCCCACGGAGGACCUUAAGGUCCCCAAAUGACAACACUUUGGAGGUCCCAGGUCACAAGGUGGUUAGACUGGUCUCAACUAGGGCCAGGGCCUUUUCAGUACUGGCCCCGACUUGGUGGAACGCUCUGUCACAAGAGACUAGGGCCCUGCGGGACUUGAUAUCUUUCCUCAGGGCCUGCAAGACAGAGCUGUUCCGCCUGGCCUUUGGUUUGGACUCAGUCUGACCCUUACGUUUCCUUCCCCUUAUGGUCUUGAUCUAUCGGCUACUUUAAAAAGAGGCUGCAUUUUAAAUUGCAUUUUAACCUGUAUUUUAAAUUGGUUUUUCUUUUAUUUCUCCCCCCCCUCUUUUUUCUCCUAUGUUUUUACUGUGAUUUUAUUGGUGUUAGCCACCCUGAGCCCGGCUCUGGCUGGGGAGGACGGGGUAUAAAUCAAAAUUAUUAUUACUAUUAUUAUUAGAGGCAAGGAGGCCUCUUAGGCCUCACGUUUUGGAAAGAAUCUUGGAGUUGGAAGGGGCCCAAGGGUCAUCUAGUCCAACCCGCUGCAAUGCAGGAAUCUCAGCUAAAACAUCCAUGGCAGAUGGCCGUCCAACCUCUGCUUAAAAACCUCCAAGGAAGGAGAGACCGCCACCUUCCACCCCACGGUCGAACAGCUCUGACCGUUGGGAAGUUCUCCCUGAUGUAGAGUCAGAAUCUCCUUCCUUGUAACUUGAAGCCAUGUGUUCGAGUCCUGCACCUCCAGAGCAGGAAAAAACAAGCGUGUUUCCUCUUCCAUGUGGCAGCCCUUGAGAUAUUGGAAGACGGCUGUCGUAUCUCCUCUCAGUCUCCUCUUUUCCAGGCUAAAGGGCCACCCGUUUUGUUGAAUUAAUCACACAGAAUGGUUCCGGUUGGAUUUGGAAUAAAAGUGCAAUUAAUUGUUACCGUUUUGAAUCUUACUGUGUUAUCUUCCUUACUGGGUUGUGCAAGCAGUUAUCCUGAAAUACGUGAUUUAGCAGAGUAACUUAGAAGUGUCACCCCACCAGAAAACAAAAUGUAUUCAUGCCAGAUAAGUCCGCUGUGGAACAUUUGUUUCCCUGUAGGACACAAAAACGGCCUCCAUUCUUACCCAAGUUGUUUCUCUGCCUAACGGGUUGAAAGAGCUUUCUGUGCACCAAAAGUGACUAGCUGUGUCCUCAUCCUGUUUUUUGCCUGUGUCCUGACCUACCUGAAGGAGCAUCUCCACCCCCAUCGUUCAGCCCGGACACUGAGGUCCAACUCCGAGGGCCUUCUGGCGGUUCCCUCCCUGCGAGAAGCCAAGUUACAGGGAACUAGGCAGAGGGCCUUCUCGGUGGUGGCACCCGUCCUGUGGAACGCCCUCCCACCAGAUGUCGAAGAGAAAAACAACUACCAGACUUUUAGAAGACAUCUGAAGGCAGCCCUGUUUAGGGAAGCUUUUAAUGCUUAAUAGGUUAUUGUAUUUUAGGUUCUGUUGGAAGCCGCCCGGAGUGGCUGGGUAUAAAUAAUAAAUUAUUCUUAUUCUACCUUUCUUUCUUUCCGUCUCUGCAGCUUGUUCCGGAGCAUGUUGUCAUGACCAAAGAGGAGGUAACCGAGUUACUGGCUCGAUAGUAUCCUUCUUUCGUUCUCCUGCCUAUCCUCGUAGGUCUCAAAAGUCAUGUUAAGUUAAGGUAAAGGGGACCCCUGACCAUUAGGUCCUGUCGUGACUGACUCUGGGGUUGUGGCGCUCAUCUCGCUUUACUGGCCGAGGGAGCCGGCGUACAGCUUCCGGGUCAUGUGGCCAGCAGGACUAAGCCGCUUCUGGCGAACCAGAGCAGCGCACGGAAACACCGUUUACCUUCCCGCCGGAGCGGUACCUAUUGAUCUACUUGCACUUUGACGCGCUUUCGAACUGCUAGGUGGGCAGGAGCAGGGACCGAGCAACAGGAGCUCACCCCGUCAUUGCGGGGAUUCGAACCGCCGACCUUCUGAUCGGCAGGUCCUAGGCUCUGUGGUUUAACCCACAGCGCCACCCGCACCCCAAAAGCCAUGUUACAAAAAUACACAAGGAAGAUAAUUAACACUGACACUAACCCCUGUACCACACAGCUUCUGUGUUGAUUUCUUCAUCCCCUUUUGCCCUCCGAAUGUGGCCCUCGGAAGGGAGCGUGGCCCUCGGGCCAAAAGGGAUCCCCCCCUCCGCCCUGGUCUGACGCUAGUUGUCACGAGCCAGGACAUGAAUGAGUUCAGCUUCUCCCCGAAUCGAACCUGGCUUGUUACACUUUGCCUUCUUUCUUCCCGGGGAGGUGAAACGGAUGGAUUGCUUUCCCUUAACUGCUUUAUCCCAGUAAGCUCCGAGAGAACCAGCUCCCCAGGAUACAGGCCGGGGACCCGGUGGCUCGCUACUUUGGAAUCAAGCGAGGCCAGGUAAGGACUUGCGGACAGGCCACACAUGAAUCGAAGGGGAUGGGACCAGUUCAUGGGCUCUCCAUUGCUCUACAGCAACUCCCAAGAGACUGCGAUCUACUCAUAGAAUUAAAAACUGGCAGUUGGCAGUGAUCUAAAAACUGGGGUUCAGGUCAAAGUUGAUGACCUUUUUUUAGGGAGGAGGAAAAGCCCCGUUUUUACCUGUUGGACAUGCUUGUUUUACAGUCAUGGGAAGGAGAACCACGUUAAGAUCUGUUCUGAGUUAAUUUAAAGGGGGUGGGGGGCUUAGUCUCAUUUUUUUUAACUACUGAAAUUAGCUGCCAUCACCACUGCCAACAGAUUCCAAUAUAUAUUACGCGUGUAUUGUGUGAAAAAGGCUACUGGCUCUCUUCCUGCCUUCUCCCAAAUCAGUACCUGAUUUUGAAACCAGUACCUGCUUUCUCCCAAAUCAGUACCUGAUUUUGAGAACUGCCUUCUUCCAGGUGGUGAAGAUCAUCCGUCCCAGCGAGACGGCCGGACGGUAUAUCACCUACCGGCUGGUGCAGUAGCCGGCAAAACUACUUCGCAAGGUACUCUUAUCUCCUUACCUUAAGAGGAAAUAUGGGCGGCCUCAUUUCAGAGAGAUCUUCUUUGCUGAGAAACGCUUCUUUGACAGAUUUUGAACAGCAUACCUAACAAGAUACCAACACUUCUAUAUUGCCUCGUGGUUCCGUCAAUUUUCCGUGCAGCGCGGAGACGGCAAACCUGCCUUCCCAGUCACCGCGAGGAUUGGAAUUUGAGGUGUAUGUGUUUGUGUCUCUUCUGGAAAGCCCAGGUCAGUGGGAGUCUUCUUGGACAGACGAUUGCUGCUUCGAACUACCCAAACUUCUAGAUCUCAUGGUCUGAAGUGGAACCGGUUGCUAACUUCACAAUAAGCACCCUGCUGAUAAUUCCACCCCCAGCUGAACUGGGCCCGGGGAUAUUUUGCUUACACUGAUGGGGUGGCCUGGAAGCGGUUUUUGGCUAUGUGCUUUGGAUGUAGAAGCCUGGAUGGAGGAUUUGUGUGGAGGCCUCUCUGCCUUUAGAGUGUGCUUGCAGUAAACCGUUUGUGAGAAAAAGGGUUUUCUGGACUCCUGAGAACGUCCCUCUUCCCUUCUCUGUUUUGCUGAUCACCGCUGGGGAAAAUCCGCCUCUCUCAAAAGGAGCCUCGACUGUCUUAAUAAGGUUAUCAUUUCAAUAAAGCGUUAGAACUAAUAA